GAGUUUCGAUCAGCCGAAAAAAAUUGUAUAAAUAAACAGAUUCUGAUCACAAAUUUCGUUAGUCGAUAUUUAGACACAGUGCAGUGCAGUGCAUAAAGUCACAUAAGAGCCAAUUCAAACCAAAAUUUUAACAUUAUGAAAUUCACUUUAAUAUUGUUGAUUGCUGGCAUCGCAUGCAGCCUGGCCGCACCCGUCGCCGAUGAGCAGCAGCAGCAGCAACAGGAGCAGGUUGAGUCGUCGGCCAAGGCCAAGCGUGGCAUUUCUUUGGGUCUCGGCUAUCACGCGCCCCUGUUAACCCACUCGCAUUAUGUGGCAGCACCCACUAUCGUGCAUCAUGCGCCAUUGAUUUCGCAUGCACCGCUCAUCUCUCAUGCACCGCUCAUUGCGCACCCGGUCUCGUCGAUCUCCUACCAUCUGCCCACCUACCAAUCCAUUCAUCACUUCUGAGCGCCAUCAGCGACCUGAAGCAUCAAGGAGCAUCAUGGCGCAACAGCUGCAGCAUCCAGUCAGCACGUUCAUUUCAUUUCGUUUGCCCACAGAUAAAAUUAUCUUCUAGUAUUUCCCCAUCCAAGCAGCCUUUAAUGUUCAGCCCUUUCUUUAUUUUGCUUUUGUAAAUAAAUAUGCUCAAA
Drosophila arizonae is the source of this 629-nucleotide messenger RNA. RefSeq lists its product as uncharacterized. The record is from RefSeq and is a predicted model, not a curated record. NCBI's taxonomy places the organism in Eukaryota, Metazoa, Arthropoda, Insecta, Diptera, Drosophilidae.